CGUUCACCUUGAAACUGAAAUCCUCUCAGUCUGGCAACCAUCCACGACCUGGAGUUUUAAGCUUGGUGUGAUGUCUGGUCUGGUGUGGGAAUUGCGACACCUUGUUUGCGUUAAAACACAGGUGAGAACUGGCAGCAACCUAUAUAAAAGACCCCCUCCUUGUCACUGACUGCAGCACUGACAGCAAGGUUACCCUUUGGAACCUUGGACCACCAGACAAACUUUGAAACAUUUAUUUUAGUUAACUUUUGCUGUAACUUAUUAGUUGUUGUUUUUUUUUAUUGCAUAUUUUGUAUAUUAAGGACCACCACUUUUUGUCAGAGAAUGUCUUUCCCUAUCAGCCUCGUCUUUUUGUCAACUUGGUCAGCUGUAGCUUUUACAUUCCCUCACAAUACUUUUGACAGCAUUAUUAAAGGGUCAAGAGUUGAAUAUGAAUCAUCUGGCAGCGGACCGGAUGAACCUGUCCGGGGAAUAGUGAAGGUUGUGCAGCUGGACCCUCGUUCCCUGGCUCAGUCAGGGUUCUUCAGAGGGGGACUGACCUCCAGAAGAGCCCCCUCCCUAAGCUCCAGACUGUCCUUCCCUGCUUUCUUGUCUCACGGGCGUCCUGGUCCAGCCUCGGCCCCCAAGACCCCAGUGAGUCCACUGCACCACCUGAACCCAAAAAGCCCCACUGAGAUGGGACUGAAGAAGAGGCAAGGCCUGCAGAUGUGGCAGAGAGCCAUAAAUAAAGGAGAGAAGAAGAGCAUGUCCCUGCCAGUCAACCUGAAGGACACUAAGCAGACGUGUGCUGCUGUACCUUUCACACAGCGUGUGACAGCAGACGGAUGCGACACAGUAACAUUGCACAACAAGCUGUGUUUCGGCCAGUGCAGCUCCCUGUUUGUCCCAUCUGAAGGGGAGUUUGCAGGGCUGGGAUUCGGGACGGGGGCCCUCCACCACCGGGCACCCUGCUCCCGCUGCGCCCCAUCCAAAGCGCACACUGUGACUGUGCCCCUGCGCUGUGGAGCCGAGGUCCGGGAGAAGCGAGUGAUGGUGGUGGAGGAGUGCAAGUGUGAGACGAGCCGAGAGGAAAAGAUCGCUGAGGCUGCAGCUUCCACACACCUGUAACUGUGUCACAUUUACUGCAGUUUAAAUCAGUAAAUAGAGGGAUUUGUAAAGAUUUUCAUUUGGACACUUUUAUUCUUCGACAAAUCACAGCCAAGAUAUGGACUUUCAUUUUCUACGUGAUGAUUGUUUAGACACUUGUAAUGAAUAUUUACAUAUGUAUUGUAUUUGUUUAUGAGCCUGAAUGUGUUAUUCAGAGUAAAACUGUGACAAAAUGACCUAUAUUUUGGUCAUGCAAUUAUUUUGUUGCAACAGAUGGAGCGGUCCACACUGGACUUGUGUUACUGUUAAAAAAAAAUGUGUUUAGAAUAAUCUAAACUGAAAUAUUGUGAUCUGUAAUAUUGUCAUUAAAAU
This is a messenger RNA of Centropristis striata (black sea bass), 1458 nucleotides long. It is a transcript of the gene dand5, whose product is annotated as DAN domain family, member 5. Gene Ontology annotation, biological process: determination of heart left/right asymmetry. Lineage: Eukaryota; Metazoa; Chordata; Actinopteri; Perciformes; Serranidae. Bases 325 to 1107 code for a protein of 260 amino acids. The transcript is spliced from 2 exons. The record is from RefSeq and is a predicted model, not a curated record.